UUCCCGCACUGGUGAGUGUCUAAUGUGAGAGAGAGGAGAGACAUGACAAGAGCUCAGCGAACCUGGCCAGUCAAACAUGGAGCUGUUUAAAACGAUAUCGCUGUUACUUUGGAUAUUUUUGCUGAAUAGACAGCAGGACUGCUGCGCCGAAGAAGUUGUGCUGCUUAACUCAAAGGAGUCUCAGGCAGAGCUGGGCUGGACCUCACACCCCGCCAAUGGAUGGGAGGAGAUCAGCGGGGUGGAUGAGAAGUACAAGCCCAUCAGGACGUACCAGGUGUGCAACGUGAUGGAGCCGCAGCAGAACAACUGGCUGCAGACGGGCUGGAUCUGGCGGCAGUCCGGCCAGCGGAUCUUCAUCGAGCUGCAGUUCACGCUGCGCGACUGCAACAGCAUCCCGGGCGUGGCGGGCACCUGCAAGGAGACCUUCAACCUCCUGUACGCCGAGUCGGACUGGGACCUGGGCGGCGUGGCGCGCGAGGACCGCUACGCCAAGAUCGACACCAUCGCCGCCGACGAGAGCUUCACGCAGGGCGACCUGGGCGAGCGCAAGAUGAAGCUCAACACGGAGGUGCGCGAGAUCGGCCACCUCAACCGCCGCGGCUUCCACCUGGCCUUCCAGGACGUGGGGGCGUGCGUGGCGCUGGUGUCCGUCCGGGUGUACUACAAGCGCUGCCUCUCCACCGUGCAGAACCUGGCCGUCUUCCCCGACACGGUGGCCGAGGCCGCCUUCGCCACGCUGGUGGAGGUGCGCGGGGCCUGCGUCAACAGCUCCGAGGUGGACGACGCCGACAGCCCUCCCAGGAUGCACUGCAGCGCCGAGGGCGAGUGGCUGGUGCCCAUCGGGAAGUGCAGCUGCAGCGCCGGCUUCGAGGAGGGCCACAGCAGCUGUGAAGCCUGCCCUCCUGGCUCCUACAAGAUGUCUUCCAGGCAGCAGGAGUGCUUCCCCUGCCCGGCCCACAGCACGGCGGAGGAGGAGGGCUCGGUGCAGUGUGCGUGCGAGCAGGACCACUUCCGCACCCCGCUGGACAGCCCCUCAGCCCCCUGCACGCGUCCCCCUUCUCCGCCCAAAGACCUGGUCUUCACCCUCAAACAGUCCACCCUCAUCCUGGAGUGGGGUCCCCCGGCGGACACGGGGGGCCGGGGGGACCUGACCUACAGCGUGGGGUGCAGCCGCUGCCUGGGGCCCCUCCGGGCCCCCCAGCGCCAGUGCGAGCCGUGCGGGGCCAGCCUGGGCUUCAUCCCCCAGCAGACCGGCCUGACGGAGCGCACCGUCACCGUGGUCAACCUGCUGCCCCACUCCAACUACACCUUCACCGUGGAGGCCCUGAACGGGGUGUCCGAGCUGCUGCCCGACAAGAGCUUCUACGCCCAGGUCAACGUGUCCACCAGCCUGGCAGGCCCGUUCCUGUUGAGUGAGCUGAGAGUGGAGAAGUUGGAGCAGCGCAGUGUGACCCUGGUCUGGACCCCGCCCCCCCACCCCAACAGCAGCCGCACCCAGUACGAGAUCAAGUACUACGAGAAGGAGCAGAAGGACCUGAGCUACUCCACCGUAAAGACUCCCGCCACGCGGGUCAGCGUCAACAACCUCAAGCCCGGCACCACUUACGUCUUCCUCAUCCGCCAGUGCACAUCCUCCUCUUCCUCCUCCUCUUCCUCAUCUUCCUCUUCCUCCUCCUCCUCGCUUUCCUCCUCCCCACUCUCGUCAUCCUCAGCUUCUUCCUCCUCCUCCUCCUCCUCCUCUUCCUCUCCGCUGGACUACGGAGCCUACAGCCCCCCGAUGGAGCUGCAGACACUUGGCGAGUUGGCGCUGGCGUCGAGCGAGCAGGGCCCGGUGGUGAUCAUCGUGGUGGUGUCUGUGGCCGCUCUCAUCAUGCUGCUCUCCAUGGGAGUGGGCCUGCUGAUCUGGAGGAGGCAAUGUGGGUACAGUAAGGCCAGCCAGGAGGGUGAUGAGGAGCUCUACUUCCAGUUUAAGAUCCCAACUAGGAGGACGUACAUCGACCCGGAGACAUGUGAGGACCUGGUCCAGGCUGUUCAUGUGUUCGCCAAAGAGCUUGACGACUCCAGCGUCAAGAUCGACAGGAUCAUCCACACUGGUGAAUUUGGGGAGGUGUGCCGCGGGUGUCUGAAGCUGCCCAGCAAGCGGGAGUUGCCGGUGGCGAUAAAGACGCUUCGCGCGGGCUGCUCGGAGAAGCAGAGACGCUCCUUCCUGAGCGAGGCUGGAAUUCUGGGACAGUUCGACCACUCCAACAUCAUCCGUCUGGAGGGAGUCAUCACCAGGGGGAACACCAUGAUGAUCGUGGUGGAGUGCAUGUCCAAUGGGGUCCUGGACUCCUUCCUCAGGAAGCACGAGGGCCGGCUCGGCAUGCUGCAGCUGGUGGACAUGCUGAGCGCCGUCGCCGCGGGGAUGAAGUACCUGACGGAGAUGGGCUUCGUCCACCGCCGCCUGGCCGCUCACAAGGUGCUGGUCAACAGCAGCCUGGUGUGCAAAGUGUCGGGCUUCCGCCCCCUUCUGGACGACAAGGUGGAGGCGGUCUACACCACGCUGCAUGGGGGUAAGAGUGCGGUGCUGUGGACGGCUCCAGAGGCCAUUCAGUACCACCGCUACAGCUCGGCGUCUGACGUGUGGAGUUUCGGGAUCGUCAUGUGGGAGGUCAUGUCCUUUGGAGAGAGGCCCUACUGGGACAUGGGGAACCAGGACGUGAUCAAGGCGAUUGAGGAUGGCUUCCGUCUGCCCGCCCCCAUUAACUGCCCCGCUCCCCUGCACCAGCUGAUGCUGGACUGCUGGCAGAAGGAGCGGAACGAGAGGCCCAAGUUCAACCAGAUCCACAGCGUCCUGAGCAAGAGCGUCCGCACCCCCGACACCAUCGGCUCCUCCACGCUGUCACGCAGGACGCUCAGCUCCUCCAUCCCCCUGGCGGAGCGCUCCUUCCCCUCCUUCCCCUCCUUCAGCUCUGUGGGAGAGUGGCUGGAGGCCGUGGACAUGGGCCGCUACAAGGACAACUUCACCGCCGCCGGCUACUGCUACCUGGAGUCUGUGGCCCGCAUGACCGUCCAGGACGUGCUGAGCUUGGGCAUCACCUCUCUAGAGCACCAGAAGCAGAUCCUGGCAGCCAUUCAGACCCUGAGGGCUCAGGUGAUCCAGAUGCACGGCCGCGGGGUGCAGGUGUAGCAGACAGACGCACGGACUCCCGGAAACGGACAGAUGGACAGACAGCCGGCUGCUGGGAGGAGAGAGAGCCCCUCAAUCCCCCCUCACAGAUACGAGGGAGAGCAGCACCCCUCCCGCAGUUACCCUUGCUCUUCCUCCUCCUCUUCCUCCUGCAGGAUGUGCCCUCGGUGCUGCCAGGGAUGUGCUCCAGCUGUACGAGGAGUAUACGCUCACCAGACCCCACCGACCCAAACACUCACUGACCGUCCCUGUGCCCUGCUCUGUCCUAAAGCCCUGGUCAGAACACAGUCCGCAAGGAGGAGAACCGGGCAGUCUGUAUUAUCUGAGGCCAGGGACUGACUGACAGUCAGGUGACCUCCACCAUGAGGGGGCAGAGCCUGUAGUCAUGUGACCGAAGCACAAUCUUCCAUGAGGGUCUGAAUCCAUUUCAUCAGCGAUAAACCCUGAAAACAGAACCCCGUAACGGAGAUCACGCGGUCAGUACCCACAAUUCCCUGCUGCAGAGUGGACAGGGUCGGGGGGAGGGGUCUCCUCCGCUGCUUGAUUGGUCGAAACUCCGAGGAAGGAGAUGAAUCUUUUCAGGAAAACUGCUGUGGUGUUGGACCACUGGAAGGAAAAAUAAUGAACUUUGUAAAUCUAAGGCUCAAAAGGGUUUUUACAUAUUUCUGUCUAUCCUAUGCCAUGUUUGGUUGUCAUACGCUUCUGUUAUGAAUGUUUUUUGGGUUAUCAAUCUGCCCCUGUGUCUGUUAGAACAUCAGCCUCAUCAUGUACUGUAGCGCUAACUGUAGCUCAUUUAGCCUUCUCCUUGUGCCAGUGGUGUUCUCACUGCAGGGGACAGCACCCUCUAGAGGAAGGUACAAUCCACGGUUCGCGUGUCUCUUUUAUUUAUUAAUGUAUUUAUUUAUCUGCUU
Messenger RNA from Conger conger (European conger), 4080 nucleotides. RefSeq names its product ephrin type-A receptor 7-like. Gene Ontology annotation, biological process: axon guidance; protein phosphorylation; cell surface receptor protein tyrosine kinase signaling pathway. The transcript is spliced from 17 exons. The coding region runs from base 77 to 3169 and encodes 1030 amino acids. The record is from RefSeq and is a predicted model, not a curated record. Gene Ontology annotation, molecular function: protein binding; ATP binding; transmembrane-ephrin receptor activity. NCBI's taxonomy places the organism in Eukaryota, Metazoa, Chordata, Actinopteri, Anguilliformes, Congridae. Gene Ontology annotation, cellular component: plasma membrane; neuron projection.